GCGAUGUGAGUACGUCAAGUGGGAAGUGUUUUCUCGUUUUCUAUUAUAAUUCCGUAAAUUAAAGCAUCAAUCAUUAAUAAACACAACAACACCAGCUGCCUGAAACAACUUAUCUCAACCGUACAGUGAAAAGUUUAAUUUUCCCACACAAUCUUAUAUAAAAGUGAUAAAGCUGAGUGCUCAUAAAUGGAAUGUCCGACAAUAAUAUUUAACGCGAAAAAAAUGUAGAGCUCGCCCGAGUUUGAGUUACGUCAAUUCAGGAAUACCACAACAAUAUUCCCUUAGUGCAUGAUUCACUAGGUUAGAGGUUACGCGAUGUGUAAUUGAAUAAUUCUUAGUUGUAAAAUAACAGAGCCGUAGUGCUUGAAAGUUUAUCUGAUUAGGGAGUUCUAGUGAGUCAAUGCAAUGAUUGAGAGUGUCUCCCGACGUGCGUUUAGUAGUUCCAGCGGUACAUACAACGUACGCGCCUCGGAGCUGGCUCGAGAAAGGAAGCUAAACAUCUUCAAUGUUACUAUCGUAUUUUUGGACGAUGCCCAGCAUUCGUUCCAGAUUGAGAAAAAAGCCAAAGGAAGUGUCCUUCUGGAGCUAGUGUUUCAACACCUGGAACUAAUAGAGAAGGACUACUUCGGCUUGCAGUUCACGGAAAAUGGUUCACCACCGAAUGCAACCAACACUGAGAUUACGCGUUGGCUAGACAGUGGCAAGUCAGUGAAGAAGCAAGUUGGUGUGAACGCGCAGUUCUGGCUUGCCGUGCGUUUCUACCCGCCCGAGCCUUGCCGACUCGCGGAGGAGUUCACGAGAUACCUUCUGUGCUUGCAACUGAGGAAACUGUUGUUGGACGGUAGAAUGACUGCCCCUAAGAACACUGCUUUGUUGCUUGCAUCUUUUACUGUACAAGCGGAAAUAGGAGACUACAACGCAACGGAACACCAACCGAACUACUUAUCCGAACUAUGUUUGAUUCCCAAACAAACGGCCGAAGACGAGAGACGUAUAAGAGAGCUGCACAAAUUGCAUAGAGGACAAUCCCCAGCGGACGCUGAGGCGAACUUUCUAGAGCAUGCGAAAAGAUUAGACUGCUAUGGGGUGGAAUCACAUCCCGCUAAGGACUACCACGGAAAGGACAUAUUCAUUGGCGUGACGUCAAUCGGUAUCGUCGUGUUCCAGAACAGCGUCCGCGUCAACACUUUCUCCUGGAGCAAAAUCGUCAAGAUCUCCUUCAAGAAGAAGCAGUUCUUCAUACAGCUCAAACGAGAACCUUCGGAAUCAUACGACACAGUGUUGGGUUUCAACAUGCGCUCAGGGCGUGCGGCCAAAGCCCUUUGGCGCUGUAGUGUGGAGCGGCACGGCUUCUUCCGCCUGCGCGCGCCGCGGCGCCGGCAUCUGCUGGAAAGCUUCGGGGCCUUCGCGGGGGUCACAGCUCCUACCGUGGCUCGUACUGAGACUCAGGCGUUAGAGGACGCCAGGCGAUCCCGCUCAAGUAAUAGGAGUUUUGUAAGGCGCAGCAGUUCCCGCACUAGAGACAGAUCGGCGGGUGCGUCCCCAGCAUUAUGUGUGAACAACACGGCGCGGGGGGCGAGGGUUACGGCGCACGAGGAACCGCCGCCGCGGGCCGCCUGGGGUGACGCCGAGAGGGACAAUGAGGACAGCGAUGGCGGUUUCCUCGAGCGGGCCUUACGCGUCCCGUUCCCGUACGUGGACGAAUCGGAGUCAGAAUCCGCACCGGAACCGGCGGAGGACGAAACGGAAGGCAUCGAAGGUGCCGUGUUUGUGCAUUUAUCCGCCGGACCGGACGGCCGGUUCGGGUUCAACGUCCGGGGCGGCGGGAACGGCGCUCCGGUUCUGGUGUCCAGGGUCGCUCCGAGAACGAGGGUCCAUUUGCAAGAGGGAGAUCAGGUAAUAUCGAUAAACGGUAAAGACGUGGACGAGAUGACGCACGAGCAAGUUGUUCAAAUGAUAAGGAAUACAAAAGGAGUCCUCACAUUAUUGGUGAAGCCGAAUGCUGUAUACGAACCGGAAACAGGUCCAGAAGAACCAGCGGUGUGCUUCGUACCUUUAGAACCCUUGGAACAACUGGAAGGAGAUCCCUUGGAACAGUCCAUGCUUUUACUAGGAGACGGUUUGGCCAGCGGGGCGGCCUUGAAACAGUAUGAGACGUUAUUGAGGCGACUGUCUGAAGAGAGCUCCUGCGUGGCCAAACUACCCCAGAACAUCAAUAAGAAUCGAUAUCGGGAUAUUGCUCCUUAUGACUCAACGCGGGUGAUAUUGAAAAACGGACCAACGGGUGACUAUAUCAACGCUUCGUAUAUUAACAUGGAUAUACCUAAUUCGGAUUUGGUCCUCACUUACAUUGCUACACAGGGUCCUCUAGCCUCAACAGUAGGUGACUUCUGGCAAAUGGUAUGGGAAAGCGAAAGCAGUUUAGUCGUGAUGUUGACAGUGUUGGCCGAGCGGGGGCGGGCCAAGUGCCACCAAUAUUGGCCCAAGGUUGGCACCACGCCACUGAAGGCCACCAAUACACUCACCGUACUUACGAAUAGUGAACAGAAUCUUGGACAUUAUAUUCGAAGAGAAAUGAGCUUAAAGGAUAGCAGUAGUGGAGCGACCCGCAAUGUAACGCAGCUGCAAUACACGGCGUGGCCGGACCACGGCGUUCCAGAAGAUUCCACCGCCUUUAUCAACUUCACCAAACUCUGCUCGCAACUCAGAAACCAUCGAGCAGUUAUACCCACAGUAGUGGAAGAGAUAGCGGUGGAAGAGGAGCGAGUAUUAGAACCACCAAUGAUAGUGCACUGUUCAGCUGGCGUGGGCCGCACGGGAGCUCUCAUACUAGCCGAAACAGCUAUGGAGCUGUUGGCUAGAAGACAACCUCUUUACCCCCUGGACUUAGUUCGCACUAUGAGGACUCAGAGGCCGAUGUGUAUACAGAAUGCUAGUCAAUACAAGUUCGUAUGCGAAAGUAUCCAGGCGGCAUACUCCCAAGGCAUUGGAAUUUCGGAAAAAACGACCAACUGAUGACCGACCCCUCCCCUAGGGGAAGUGUAUACGAAAUUAGCUCAUAUUUGUAGCAAGGUAACCCUCUGGUUCCUUUGCCAACCCGUUGGACAUAGCCUUAUUUAUUAAAUUUACGCUUUUGUAUGAGAAAAUAGCAUCUAUUUGUACUGGACUAAAGUUGAGGUUCCUUCGACAAAUCAUUAGAGCUAGAAAAAGACAAUAAACUUGAAAAAACGACCAACUGAUGA
This is a messenger RNA of Maniola jurtina (meadow brown), 3242 nucleotides long. It is a transcript of the gene Ptpmeg, whose product is annotated as tyrosine-protein phosphatase non-receptor type 4. Lineage: Eukaryota; Metazoa; Arthropoda; Insecta; Lepidoptera; Nymphalidae. Gene Ontology annotation, molecular function: protein binding; protein tyrosine phosphatase activity. The transcript has 15 exons. The coding region runs from base 406 to 3015 and encodes 869 amino acids. Gene Ontology annotation, cellular component: cytoskeleton. Gene Ontology annotation, biological process: protein dephosphorylation. The record is from RefSeq and is a predicted model, not a curated record.